Messenger RNA from Sugiyamaella lignohabitans, 951 nucleotides. Its product is annotated as Pre-mRNA-splicing factor CWC21. The record is from RefSeq and is a predicted model, not a curated record. NCBI's taxonomy places the organism in Eukaryota, Fungi, Ascomycota, Dipodascomycetes, Dipodascales, Trichomonascaceae. The transcript has a single exon. Bases 1 to 951 code for a protein of 316 amino acids.
AUGUCAUAUAACGGUAUUGGGCUAAAAACUGCCAGAGGCAGUGGUACUAAUGGAUACAUCCAGAAAAGUUCUGCAACCGAACGGUUUUCAGAAGGUGUGUACGCUCAUCGACAGCGACAACAGGCCAGAUAUGAAAGAGAUCAGAGGAUAUGGGCCUCGACAAAUAUUGCUGAUAGAUACGUGGAUCAGGGAAUAAUCGAGCAUGAUCGUAAAAGACAGGUUGAAGUCAAGUGCUGUGAACUGAGAGAUAAGCUGGAAGAGGCUGGAGACAUCGCUGAAGAUGAAAUCGAGAAACAAGUUUCUGAUCUGAGGAAAGAGCUUCAUGAAAAACUGAAAAAGGAUGGACAACUUGAUGGGUCAAAAUUGGCAAGUACUCAUGAGGUUGCUGAAGCAAAGGCAGCUUUGAAUGAGAGACUUCAGACAGCUAUUAAUCAAGCGAGUACAAAGAAAGUUUAUGGUAGCAGCUCAAGGGUCAGAAGAGGCGAGCGUGGUGACGAUAGGUCAGAGCCCGCAGGACAUCGCCGAGAUGGGCGAAAUGGUCCUGAUGAUCGGGGUCAUUCUAAGAGGUCUGAUCGAGAUGAUGAUAGACGUGCUGGACAUUCUCGUAGUCAGAGAGGAGGUGAAAGGUGGGGUCGUGAGGGCAGAGAAAAAGAAUGGAAGGCCGACGAUUAUGAUGACUAUAAAGAGUCACGACGUUCUUAUGAUCGUAGAGGUCGGUCUAGAUCACAGUCGCGCUCAAGAUCUCCAUCUAGAUCACCACCAGCUAGCUCGGGUCGUGGUCAUAGUAGUCGUAGAGCAAGAUCAAGGUCACCUGAAAGACGCCGGUGGUCGCGCUCUCCUCAACGGCGUUCCAGAAGAUAUGAAUCUGUGUCGCGAUCUCCACCUCCACGUAGCCGACGACGUUCAAAUUCUCCUUCAAAAGAAACGCGGUCUAAGAGUCCACAAAACUAA